ACAGUGCUGAUAGAGCUGCCGCUGGUCUCACACAGGGAGCUGUGUUACUGUUCUCUCCACGAGCCUGGAUUAUAACUAUGUAUUUUGUCAUUACUGCCAUGAAAGCUCAGAUUGAAAUAAUCCCCUGUAAGAUUUGUGGAGAUAAAUCAUCAGGGAUCCACUACGGGGUCAUCACCUGUGAAGGCUGUAAGGGUUUCUUCAGGCGUAGUCAGCAGAGUAACGCCACCUACUCGUGUCCUCGCCAGAAAAACUGUCUGAUCGACCGAACGAGCCGAAACCGCUGCCAGCACUGCCGUCUGCAGAAAUGUCUCGCUGUGGGCAUGUCCCGAGACGCUGUAAAGUUUGGUCGCAUGUCUAAAAAGCAGCGGGACAGUUUGUACGCGGAGGUGCAGAAGCACCGCCUCAAGCAGCAGCAGCAACAAGGUCACCACCUCUUGUCCCAUCCCAGCCUCGGCAGCCCGAGUCCAGUCGAGUCCGAGUCGCUGUCCUCUCACUACACCCUGUCCUCCACCGGCCUCACAGAGCUACCUGAUGAGGGGGGACAUUACGUGGAACAGAACUCGCCUGAAGGCGGAUCUUUGUCAUCUAAGGGAGACUCUGCAGGAGGAGGGGAAGGAGGUGGUGGGGGGUUCUACUUGGAUAUCCAGCCGUCUCCGGAUCAAUCCGGACUUGAUAUUAAUGGCAUCAAACCGGAGCCCCUGUGCGACUAUGGAUCCAGUAACGGCUUUUUUCCAUAUUGCUCCUUCAGCAACAGAGACGUGCCACCCACGGUGCCCAUGGCUGAGCUCGAUUACUUGGCCCAGAUCGUCUCCAAGUCUCACCUGGAGACAUGUCAGUACCUCAGGGAGGAGCUGCAGCAGAUGAGCUGGCAGAGCUUCCUUCAGGAUGAGGUGGAAAGCUACCAGAGCAAGCCUCAGGAGGUGAUGUGGCAGCUCUGUGCUGUGAAGAUCACAGAGGCCAUUCAGUAUGUGGUGGAGUUUGCUAAACGCAUCGACGGCUUCAUGGAUUUGUGCCAGAAUGACCAGAUCGUACUGCUGAAAGCUGGCUCUCUGGAGGUCGUCUUUCUACGAAUGUGCCGAGUGUUUGACUCGCAGAACAACACUGUCUUCUUCGAUGGGAAGUUUGCAGGUCCUGAAGUCUUCAAAGCUUUAGGCUGUGAUGAUUUCAUCACGGCGGUGUUCGACUUUGCUAAGAGCAUGUGCUCGCUGCACCUAUCAGAGGACGAGCUUGCUCUCUUCUCAGCGUUCAUUCUGCUUUCUGCAGAUCGGUCGUGGCUGCAGGAGAAGCUGCAGGUGGAGAAGCUGCAGCAGAAGACUCAGCUUGCUCUGCAACAUGUGCUGCAGAAGAACCAGAGAGAGGACGAAGUCCUGAACAAGCUCAGAUGUGAGGCGUCAGCGUUGCGUUCGCUGUGCAGUCGACACACUGAGAAGCUGUGCACGUUCAGAGCCGUUUACCCGGACAUCGUUCGAUCGCACUUCCCUCCUCUUUAUAAGGAGCUGUUCGGUGCUGACCUCGAACUGACCCUGCAGAACAGCGACUGAACUGUCACUGGCACCAAAGCCGGUGUAUCCAGACAGAUUGCGCCCAGUUUCCAUAGACACUGCGGACGGGGCGGCGUCCUACACAGCCGAAGAUGGCGACUGUGCAGCUGCUGUACUUCAUCUCCUGGACACCUGACACAGACACAAAGAAACCCGAGUUCAUCUUCUCCUCAGUUUGUUUUUCCUCCUCCUCGUCCUCCUCUCGUGUCUGUGAGUUUGCUCUGAGGAGUCAGGUGGUCUCAUUAGCCCACGUCAUGUAUCCAGGCUUCUGAACCUGGAUCAGACUCACCUCUAACAGUACUCGCACUGAUACUUGUUUUUUGUUUCGUUUACCUGAUUGUUAAAGCUUUGAGUUUCCUGCGUUUGUUGGAGAGAAUGAUGUUGGAUCCAUUGACUUGUCCACAGACAGUUUUACUUUAUGAUCAAAAGAUUAAAAGGUAGCAAAAAUAAUUUCCUAAUUUUAAUUUGCAAAGUAAAAUUGUUCUUAUCCUUUGUGAGAGUGAGUGCAUAUGAAAAGCACCACAUUCACACAGCUGCUUCUACAACUUUGGAUACUUUGUGGAAAUAUUAUGUUACAUUGAUCAUAGUCUCAGCUGAUAUUAGCAAAAUGAUCAAAUAAUCCCAACGUCCUCUUGACUUCUAUCCAGUGACAUCAGUUGCAACAUUUUCAGUGCUAUUUACUGAAAAUACUGUAUGAGUCAUUGCUCAGAUACAUAGCACAGCACCACAGCCGUGAUCUCCAGUUCCAAAGUGACAAAAACUGCAUUUCCUUUAAUCACCACUUGAUGCUAGCUCUGAAAGUGAGUCGGUGCAUAGAGACUCCUAUGUUGGAAUGCCAAACUUACAAAACAAUACAAACAUUUAUUUUGGAAUCUGUAGUUUUUUAACUCAUCCAUUUAGCUUAAAGUCAUUCAAUUCAAUUUUAUUUAUACAGCGCCAAAGAAGUCGCUUCAAGGCGCUUUAUAUUGUACAG
Molecule: messenger RNA, 2514 nt
Organism: Maylandia zebra (zebra mbuna)
Lineage: Eukaryota; Metazoa; Chordata; Actinopteri; Cichliformes; Cichlidae
Product: nuclear receptor ROR-alpha A
Biological process (GO): regulation of transcription by RNA polymerase II
Cellular component (GO): nucleus
Molecular function (GO): nuclear receptor activity; zinc ion binding; RNA polymerase II cis-regulatory region sequence-specific DNA binding
Source: RefSeq, a predicted model, not a curated record